GGCAACAGAGCAACGGGAGAACUUGGUGUGGGAAUCAUGUCGGAGGUUAUUCACGUUAAAACUGAAACUGACGAAUUUUCCCUGAAGGGAAGAACAUGUGAAGUGUCUUCAUUUUCAUUUAUUCCACCAGAAAGAAAGAAUCCACCUGAAAGGACGUACUUUGGAUCGGAGAAGAAGGGCCGGUACUCCAGUUCAACGUAUGACCGCCUAUUCAAGUCGGAUGACAGCUACAACAACAAACUCCAUCGAGAUGACCGGGAACAUGCCAAGUUGAGAGGACUCACAGUUAAUGAUGAGGAAAAGGAAAAGAUAGUCCCCACUCUUGCAUCUUCUGAGUACGGACAUCGGCUGAAGAUCCAUGUGGAUCAUCCAGACAGGGCACAUGUCCGCAUCGGGCACGUCAACUCGGAGUUCUAUCGACGCAAUGGAAUCACAUCCUGAGUGAGCUGUUGCUGGGGGUUUAGAUGUUGGUGUUGGUGUUGCCGCAGAAGAGGCUAGACACACUGACGAGACGAUUUGUUGACUGAGAUUUUAUUUACUGUGAUACCAACCGAGUUACAAGAUGUAUUUUCCAACAAAACAAAAGUCACUGAAAUGUAAGGUUUCAGAAUUUUGUAUCCACCUAUUCCGUCCACAAACAUAUAGAUCAUUUUGACCACAGUUUAUGGCAAGAUGUUUUGGUUUGACUACAGCAUACUUAGUAGAUGUAUUAGUCUUAAAAACAGUUCAAAGACCAACAUUAUUGUUUUCAGAGAUUAAUAGGGGGGUGGGGUAGCCUAUUGGUUCAUCACGCUGAAGACCUGGGUUCGAUUCCGCACAUGGAUGCAAUGUAUGGAGUCCAUUUCUAAUGUCCCCCGCCAUGAUAUUGCUGGAAUUUUGCUAUUACUUGCGUAAAACCAUUCUCUCUCGGAUUCUGAGAUAAAUUUGUCUGAAGUGAUUUUACACUAUGUAAACGUGAUGUGAGAAAAAAAUUACUGUGUCCAGAAAGUCUUUCCCAUCUUUUUGCAGACUAUAAUUUGACAUGAAUCAUUUCAAAGGUAGGCUUACAAAAACAUCUAUUAGCAAUUUAAAAUUCAGGGUCAAACAGCAGCAAACCAACUUUUUCCAUGGUUUCACAAAGUCGCAGAUAUUUCUGUUGUGUUUGAAAUAAUGUCAGUACAAUUUUUAAAACAGCCAUGUGGCUGGAAUGUUGCUGAGCAUGGCACUCAGCAACAAACAAGAAACAAAAACAAAUGUGAAAUUGCUGGUUGACCAGGUAUUCAAAACUGCAAUGUGUCUUCAGAUAUAUUAACACUGUAUCCAGUACCUGUGAACAGCUUGGUUUAGCAGGGAUUAUGUAAACAUGUUCUUCCCUGUCUGGAGUCUUGCCCAACUGUGCUGCUCCUUGAACACCCAUGUAUCAGGUAUUUUUAGUGAUAUUUCAACUGCUGGUGUAAAUAAUUAUUCAGUAUUAAUUAUGUUGUGUUUUAUGCAAUGUAUAGUAUUUAUGAACCAUCAAACAAAAACCAAUGCAUUGUGAUCCUGUUAUUGUUUAAAGAUUUGUCUAGUUACAUUCUUACAUUUUUGUCUGUUUUUAUGUUAUGUCUGUCUUCUUUGUGAUUUUAUUAAGCUUUGCUUGUAUCCAUUUGCAGGUGUUUUAUCCUUGUAAUUAUGACAAAAAUUUGGGUGAUAUAAAGUGUUUCCUCAUGCAGAUACUGUGUACAAAUUCAUUUCAGCAUUAAGUGAAUAUUUACAUUGCCAAAAUUAUUCAUUUAACAUUCAAACUACCGACACUGAUUACUGUCAAUGUCAUAAUGUCAUGUUAGACAUGUUGUCCGUUUGUAAUAAAGUUAUUUGAUUGCAA
Haliotis rubra (blacklip abalone) is the source of this 1843-nucleotide messenger RNA. RefSeq lists its product as uncharacterized. Bases 37 to 441 code for a protein of 134 amino acids. Lineage: Eukaryota; Metazoa; Mollusca; Gastropoda; Lepetellida; Haliotidae. The transcript is spliced from 3 exons. The record is from RefSeq and is a predicted model, not a curated record.